AUGGAGGCUUUAAAGACAGCCUCCAGGAUGGAGAGCGAUCGCAGCGUCACCACGUGGGCAAUCUCUGGAAGUCCCCUAAAGGAUGCUCUUCAGGAGGAUGUGCUGACAGGGCGAGUAAUUGGAGGCCACGAGGCCGAACCACACGUCUGGAAGUGGCAGGUAUCGCUCCAGGUUGCCUAUGCCGACUACCCGGGGUACUACUCUCACAUUUGCGGUGGAACCCUUAUCACUGGCAAAUGGGUCAUGACUGCAGCCCAUUGCCUCAGCAUGCCACCAGGAUCAACCUACCGAGUGGCUCUGGGUGAGCACAAUCUCUUGAAGGUGGAUGGCACCGAGUACUAUAUUGGUGUGGAUAGUGCCUUCAUUCAUAGCGGCUGGAAUCCCAACAACAUCGCCAAUGGCUACGACAUUGCCCUGCUGCGCCUCGAAUCUCCUGCCUAUGACAACGGGUUCGUUGAGCUGGCACUGCUUCCACCUGAAGGAGAAAUUUUGCCCAAUAACUAUCCCUGCUAUCUUACCGGCUGGGGGGUCGUUAGCGUGGGUGGCAGCGGCACGGAUACACUGCAGGAGGUGAUGCUGCCGGUGGUCGACCACGCCAUCUGCUCCCAGGACGACUGGUGGGGAUCUCAAGUAAAAACCACUAUGAUCUGUGCAGGUGGAGAUGGCGUGAAGGCUGGAUGCAGUGGGGACUCUGGGGGCCCUCUCAGCUGCUACAAAGACAAUAGCUGGCAAGUCCACGGGAUUGUCAGUUUUGGGCUGGUUCCUUACUGUAACACCUACAAGAAGCCAACAGUCUUCACACGUGUGUCAGCCUACGUGGACUGGAUCCGCAGAACUAUAACGGAUAACGGGGGCUUCUAGAGAAGGAUCAGCUGGUGCACGAAUAUGAGAAGAGCUAGAAUGAAGUAUCUCUGCUUAUUAACCCACCUCUUGUCCCUUCUACACCUCUUUGGGCUA
Messenger RNA from Aquila chrysaetos chrysaetos, 957 nucleotides. RefSeq names its product elastase-1-like. The record is from RefSeq and is a predicted model, not a curated record. The coding region runs from base 1 to 861 and encodes 286 amino acids. Gene Ontology annotation, molecular function: serine-type endopeptidase activity. The transcript has 8 exons. Lineage: Eukaryota; Metazoa; Chordata; Aves; Accipitriformes; Accipitridae. Gene Ontology annotation, biological process: proteolysis.